Spizellomyces punctatus DAOM BR117 is the source of this 600-nucleotide messenger RNA. RefSeq lists its product as uncharacterized. The transcript has a single exon. Bases 1 to 600 code for a protein of 199 amino acids. NCBI's taxonomy places the organism in Eukaryota, Fungi, Chytridiomycota, Chytridiomycetes, Spizellomycetales, Spizellomycetaceae. The record is from RefSeq and is a predicted model, not a curated record.
AUGUCCAUGUCAAAGAGUCAAUGGGGGCAAGCGACUAGCUAUGUCGGAGGCUUGCUACAUCCCCUAGCGCGUCGUGCUAUCAAGACUGAACUAGAGGAUCUCACCUUCGAGCAAAGCGAGUGUUUAUUAGAAAAUAUAACUGAUAAUAAGAAAAGGGUUAAGAAAGACAAGGGGUUGCUAAGAUCACUUAAAGGUCAUCUGGGACGACUCCUAGAGCGGAAGGAGCGAGAAGAGGAUAAAUGGAAAUCUUCAUCUCUCAAGUUAAAGAGAAAGUUCAAAGAUUUCGAGUCUGAUGGUGAAACCUUGAGUUCUGGUUCUGACGAUGAUUCCGAUGAUGCCGAUGACAGCGAUUACAGUCCACAAAAGGCUAAACGCAGAUGUGUCAAGCGGUCAAGCCCUGAGCAUGAUGGGGAACCCGCUAAUUUAGAGCCAUCGCUCAUGGAGCGUCUCGAGCGGCAACAGAUGCAGAUUAACGCACUCCUAGCAGCUAGCACUCCUAAGCGCAGAAAGAGCGUCAAGGCUAAAGUGAGCGAUCAGGACAUUGUCCAUGCUGAUGUUAUCAAUCCUCCAGAUGUAGGAAGCAGUAGCGCCGCUGCUUGA